GUCAGCGAUGGCAGGAGUUGGAGAUGUGCGAAUACAGGAGAGUUUAAGAGUUAAAAUAGGUGAAGCUAAAAAACUACCAACCAGUUCAGUGUCCGGAGGGAAUCGAAGUACUUACUGUGUGUUAAAACUUGACAAUGAAAACAUUUUCAAAACUUCUGUGGUAGAGAAAUCCUCCAGUCCAUUUUAUGGGGAAGAGUUCCAAGGAGAAAUUCCCCGGAAGUUCCGAUUCCUGUCAUGCUACGUUUACGAGGCUGGCCACAGAAAUGAAAAGGUUCUGGGUAAAGUGACACUUAGGAAGGAAGAACUGUACAAAUACCAUGGCAAAGAUCACUGGUUUCCUCUCUCACCUGCUCUGGAGGCCAACAACGAGAUUCAGGGUAAAGUACACAUUGAGAUUAGUUUUGAUGAAUUCCUCAAUACAGACCCAGAGAGCUCUACAUCUCACAGGAUGGCCGUCAGAGUUGUGGAGUGCAGUGACCUGACAGUAACCAAUGGGGCUUGUAACCCCUACGCACUGGUCACCGUCUCCUACGGAAAGUCCCGCGCCAAAGAAGAUGUCAAGAGAACAUGCGUCAAGAAGAAAACGAUAUGUCCCCAGUACGAUGAGAAGUUCUUCUUUGAUUUGGAAAACAGAGGGCAGAACCAGGACAGGAAUCAGUACGUCAUAGAUGAUGUUUUCAGCGGAGAAAUGAGUAUAUCGUUAUGGCACGAUGACUCACGGGUGUCUCGGGAAGUGUUAGGGGGAAUGUUCCGCGGCGUGUUUUUAGGGGAAGUCAAAAUACCGCUCAGGGACUUGGACAUCAGACAUCGGCACAAUGCAUGGUAUUUCUUACAGUCUCGAGAUGGGUCCAAACACACUAAUCAGGAAUUGGGAUCAAUUCGUCUCAAAAUCUCCUACACUGCCGACCACGUCUUUUCAUCUCAUUACUAUGAAGACUUGCGUAACCUUCUUCUCAAAUCACCAAAUGUUCAGCCAAUCACAUCCAGCGCAGCUUGUAUAUUAAGCGAGGUUGUGGAGAAUCUAGAAGAUGCAGCUCAGCCAAUCAUGAGGAUUUUCCUACAGAAUGGGAAAAUGGUGCCACUGGUGAAGGCCCUGGCAGAGUGGGAGAUCUCCAAAACCUCAGACCCAAACACGCUGUUCCGUGGGAACACCCUAGCCAGUAAGCUGGUGGACUCCCUGAUGAAGUUAGUGGGGAUCCCCUACCUGCACGACACCAUCAAGGGUGUCAUUGACCUCAUAAGGUCAGAGCAGAAAUCCUGUGAGAUAGAUCCAAGUCGUUUGAAAGAAGACGAGAAGUUAGAGGAAAAUAUGGCGACAUUGAAGGACUAUGUAGAGAAGAUGUACAAGUCCAUCACGGAUUCAGGUCUUGUCUGUCCCACCAUUGUCUGUGAGAUUUUCUUUGCUGUGAAGGAUGCAGCCAUGAAACAUUACCCAGAGAGCACCGAAGUGAGAUACCAAGUCGUCAGUGGCUUUAUUUUUCUCAGGUUUUUUGCCCCAGCCAUUCUCGGACCACGUCUCUUUGAACUGACCAAUGAAGUGCUUAGUCCCACAUUACACAGAACUCUAACGCUGGUAUCCAAGGCGAUCCAGAGCAUGGGCAAUCUAGUCAGCUCCAAAACCCUGUCAUUAGGUAUUAAAGAAGAAUUCAUGGUUCCAUUGUUUCAACACUUCUCAGACGACAAACACACAGAUGGUGUCAAACGGUUCCUAGACAUCAUCUCCUCCGCUCGACAAGCUCACUCUAUAAAGAUAGAGGCACCUAUAGUUCUCAAGGAGGGAUGGAUGAUAAAAAGGGCACAAGGAAGGAAGAAAUUUGGGCUGAAAAAUUUCAAAAGACGAUAUUUCUGUCUGACGAAUCACAGCUUAAAUUAUGCCAGAAACAAAGGCGAAGGACCAUUGUGUGAAAUCCCCAUUGAGGACAUCCUGGCAGUGGAGAAACUGGAGGAGGAAUCCUUCGAGAAGAAAUGUAUGUUUCAAGUGGUCCAGUCUCAGAGAGCAUUGUACAUUCAGGCCAGCAACUGUGUGGAGGAAGCCCAGUGGGUUGACAUCCUGACCAAAAUCUGCACAUCAAACAAGAACCGCUUAAAGGAGUACCACCCAGCUGCCUUCAUCAAUGGACAUUGGUUGUGUUGUAAAUCGUUUGAUCCAAGUGCUAAGGGCUGUACACCUGUGACAGGAGGCUUGUCUGUGGGCGAAAUCAAAAAGGACAUUGACAUCGACCGAGAAAUUGAGAAAAUUCACUCUUUGUUUUUAACAAACAGAGAAAAGUUGGAAGCUUUACAAGCUUACCUGUGUGAGAUUCAUGAUGCCUGUGCAAGUCAGGAAGUGUACAGCGGAGACACUGAACCAAUGCCAUUGGUCCAUAUUGACGACACCAAAACGUGUUUUGAGACGCUGAAUGAAAUCCUGAAAUGUGUGAUCAGCCUUGAGCAAGAACACAUGCAGUACAAGAAGAUGGUGCAGAAACAGACUGUGAUUGGAUCAGAGGAAACCCCUAUCAGUGAGGACAACUAUCAGAAGUAUCUCAGUACCAUGGCAACAGCCCGGUAAUCAAUUCAUCUGAUCGUCAUCAUAACAACCAAGACCAACGAGCAGCAGAACGGUGCUAUCAACAAAGUUUACAAAGUAGCUAGACUUCUAUUCUUGUUUUUUGAGAAAUAUUGUUAGACAUAAUUUACAAACUACUGCAUUGGCUACAUUUAUGCUUUUUCUGCUUUUUCAUUGGUUAAAAAUGAAUUCAUGUAGUUGUGUGUUGAACAAACUAAGGACAUAAUACAAUUAUGCUAUAGCUUGUUAUGUUUUGUGCAAUUUGUAAGGUUUGUGCUGAUUGGCGAGUGGCAUAUGUUUGUUGCUGUUGAACUGUGUAUAAGGUAGAGAUUUAUUGUUAAACGUUGCCUUGUUCCAUUGUCUAUAUUGACAGUGUAUACAUGUAUAUAAUUUGUUUUAACAUGUCUCAUUUUGAUUUUGUACAAUGUUUGUACAUAUAUAUAUAUAUCUGUGAAGACCUAGCACAUGAACAAAGACUGUUUUAGUUUUGUAAGGUAAUGAUGUUUUUAAAUAUGAACUUCACACAACAUUAAUAUUACUUUUGCACUUUUCAUUGUUGCUGAGCAACCAAAGAUGAAAUGUUGUGCGGACUGCAUUGAGCAGAAAUGUAGAACAGUUGAAUAACUUUGUGAUGUAGUUGGAUUGUUCUCCAUGUAGAGGAGUUUCAAAGCAUUUUCAUCUUUUGUAUUUUCACAUCACAUCCGGUUGACCUUUAGAACUGUUAUUGGUAUAUAAUAAUAGUACAAGCCUGACUGAACAGUUCACUGAACAGGGCAUCUCCGAGUAUCCUGCCAGUAGCCACCUAGUAGUUUGUUUAUGGAUUGGGUGAGGAUUGUGAAAUAUUUAGAGUGGAUCAAACAGUUUAUGUUUGGGUGGAUAGGAUCACAGCUCAUGUUUGGGUGGAUAGGAUCACAACUCAUCUUUGGGUGGAUAGGAUCACAGCUCAUGUUUGGGUGGAUAGGAUCACAGCUCAUGUUUGGGUGGAUUGAAUCACAGUUUAUGUUUGGGUGGAUAGAAUCACAGCUCAUGUUUGGGUGGAUAGGAUCACAGCUCAUGUUUGGGUGGAUUGAAUCACAGUUUAUGUUUGGGU
Messenger RNA from Liolophura sinensis, 3638 nucleotides. RefSeq names its product ras GTPase-activating protein 3-like. The coding region runs from base 8 to 2551 and encodes 847 amino acids. The transcript is spliced from 25 exons. Gene Ontology annotation, biological process: intracellular signal transduction; regulation of GTPase activity. The record is from RefSeq and is a predicted model, not a curated record. NCBI's taxonomy places the organism in Eukaryota, Metazoa, Mollusca, Polyplacophora, Chitonida, Chitonidae.